UUCCUUCCGGUUAACCCGUUUUCUUAAAAAUUAAGCUUUAAAUAACAGCACCAUCUUUAUAUCAGAGAAAUGCAGCUCUCAGGCCGGUGCAGCUCUACAUGAAGAUGGGAGCCCCGCACCCAAACACUCCUCUGAGUUAGACAUGCAUCACUGCAAUUCAUCAGGCGCUGCGCCACUCAGCCCAUUUUCCAAUGACAGUCAAUGGGAAGGACAGCCGACCUCUCCAUCACUUGCCGACUCCGAGAAUGUCACCUCGGAGAGAGCGAUCCUGAGCGGCCCUAUAGCUGCGAUGCUCUCGAUGACCCUGGGGAUCCUGUCCAACAUUGUAGCUUUACUCAUCCUGGCAAACGCAUACGCCCGUCUACGUCGACGAUCCAAGGCAUUUCUCCUGUUCGCCAGCUCUUUGGUGGCCACGGACUUUGUGGGGCAUGUCAUACCUGGUUCAAUAGUUAUGAGGCUGUAUCUUUCUGGAGGUGUACCCUCUGAAGAAUACAACCGGGCGGACCCAUUAUGCCAGUUUCUAGGAGGCAGCAUGGUGUUUUUCGGACUGUGUCCGCUCUUUCUUGGUUGCGCCAUGGCAGCUGAGAGGUGUUUAGGGGUGACAAAGCCACUGCUCCAUGCUUCGCUGGUUACAACCACAAGGACUAAGCUCUCACUUUCUGUUAUCUGGUUAGCAGCUCUUUGUGUUGCUCUUCUGCCCUGCUUUCAGCUGGGUUCAUAUACCUACCAGUAUCCUGGAACCUGGUGUUUCAUUAAAGUGCUGGAGGACACAGAGAAGGCAGACGUGGCCUUUGUUAUGUUGUUCUCAGGACUGGGGUUGACAUCCCUUGCUGUUGCUUUGGUGUGUAACACCAUAAGUGGACUGACGCUAGUGUUAGCGAGGAUACGAAAGAAACCCUGUAACCGUCGAUCAGCUAGAUCCCAUGAUAUUGAGAUGGUGGUGCAACUUGUAGGCAUAAUGGUCACAUCUUGUAUCUGCUGGAGCCCUCUUCUGAUUGUUGGCCUAAUUACAGUGAAACAGUCAUACGAGGGCUCUAUUGGAGAUGACCUUGCCACCUUUAAGACCCUUAUGAUAAUGGGGGUGCGGAUAGCAUCCUGGAACCAGAUACUGGACCCAUGGGUCUACAUUCUUCUUCGUCGUUCCGUCCUCCAAAAGAUUUACUUCAUUACCAAACGUCCAACAGACUUUAAGGAAAGCACUUUUCGCUGCUGGGAGAUCCAUUCCUUCCCCAGCUCUGAGAAGAAUCCUGUCAGUAGAGUCUGAAUCUGAGUGUGCAUCAAUAACAACAGGAGGCCUACUCAGUGUCAGUCAGCUCUACCCCAGAGGAUCUCACUAGGCCCCUUUAUUACAGCAUGUUCUGCAAUCGCUAUGUUAAAAGGGGUCAUAUGA
This is a messenger RNA of Sinocyclocheilus anshuiensis, 1390 nucleotides long. It is a transcript of the gene ptger1a, whose product is annotated as prostaglandin E receptor 1a (subtype EP1). The coding region runs from base 143 to 1264 and encodes 373 amino acids. Gene Ontology annotation, biological process: inflammatory response; positive regulation of cytosolic calcium ion concentration; adenylate cyclase-activating G protein-coupled receptor signaling pathway. Lineage: Eukaryota; Metazoa; Chordata; Actinopteri; Cypriniformes; Cyprinidae. The record is from RefSeq and is a predicted model, not a curated record. Gene Ontology annotation, cellular component: plasma membrane. Gene Ontology annotation, molecular function: prostaglandin E receptor activity; thromboxane receptor activity. The transcript has 3 exons.